UUUCAAGAUUUCAAGUUCCAAAUUAGUUUUUAACUUAUGUUUGUGUAUGGUGUAUGUGGUCAUUUUUAUUUUAACCUAAAUUUACGUGAUGUCCAGAUUUACCAAAGUAUAAAUAAUUUUUAGUAAAUAAGACUUAAAAUGGCAAUAAAAAUAGCAAGAACUAAACACUUACCUAAUUUAUUGAAUAAUUUGAUACCUAUCUUGCAUCCCCAACAAAGUAAAUUAACAAAUUUUGUAAAAUGUACAAGUUUUAUGAAUUCAAAUGUAAAUAAUUGUAAAUUGAGUUUAAGUUCAGUGAUAUCGGGUAGUGCAGGUCACGCAGAGACCACCAGUACGACACAGGGUUUGUCCAAGUUACAGGCACAAGAAUUGAUUCUCAGACUCAACGGCGAAGAAAGGAAUAUUUUGAUGAGUGCCCUGCACGAAUAUCAAUCCAAGGUGAUAAAAGAUGAGUAUGAAGGUCAACUGGCAGCCUCGAGGUGGAGGAGCAAGUAUGGCAGGCCCAGCAAGCUGCCCAGAUUAGGGGACGUAGAUCCAACAGGAUCCUUUUGUCCGUUUCCUGAGGAUUGGCUUAAAAAGAAAAUGGCUGCCUCAGUUCCCAGACCUUCAACUAAAAACUUAUUCGACAUCGCUAUAGCUAACUCUAUCCCCUUCAUCGGUUUUGGAUUCCUGGACAACUUUUUCAUGUUAAUUUUCGGCGACUACAUCGACUUGUAUCUAGGUUCCUAUUUUUGUUUCACCACCAUGGGCGCUGCAGCGUUAGGAAAUACCAUUUCCGACAUUCUAGGCAUAGGCUCUGCUUUUUACGUGGAAAGGUUGGCCAACAGAAUUGGUUUCCGACCGCCCAGACUGUCUCCCAUUCAACUGGAUAUGCCUUGUUCUAGAAACUCUGCCAACGCGGGGCGAGUAUUGGGCGUUACGCUGGGUUGUAUCCUGGGUAUGUGUCCGCUGCUGUUCAGAAAAAACAAGAAUUCGGAUAAGGAGGAAAAGGAUACCGAGAAUGUUCUGGUAGUCGGUUGAGGGACGAGCAAAUGUUGCGAAUUAUUUGCUCAAAAAGAUUUGCAGCACAGCUUUUAUUCCCAACAUAUUGAGUUGAGUGAAUAAGAUAUAUGUUUAGCUAUUGUGUUCAGAGUUUUAAAAGUAGUUCUACUCGAGUUUUCUACUAGGUGUUAAUUUAAUUUAACUAUAAUAUUAUUAGCAAUAAUACUGGACGGAAAAAGGGAUGAAAGACAAACUAGCAAGUAAAAUGUGCUAAAUAUGCCAAUGAUUCAUCGACUUUUAUUUGAAAGUAGCAGAUCUUUGGCAUUUUGUAAAAUAGAGUAAAUUCAUAACAGCACUGUUUCCCAAUCAUCAAGACUGCAACACUUUUCUCGAGUUUUACCAGUUGACGUUCUAACUCUAAAUAUUUUCAUUUUUAGACACACGUCGAUACUUUCAUGGUUACAAAUUGGCGGCGUGUUUUUCUGGUCUCUGAGAACAAAUAUUUGUUGCACGUUCCUUGAAACUAGUUUCAGUAGCUGGUCUUGUUUGCCUUAUAUAUUUUUGUCAGUUUUUACAGUCUAUUUUAUAUAUCCAUAACUUUUCAUGUUCCUGUAUAUUGUUGUUGUUUUGAAAGCUCUUUUCUUGUGAUUUUAAGAAAUGCUUUCAUAACCGUUUAUGUAUCUUGGUUCAUACGGAAGAACAAAAAACUUUGAAUCAGUGUCUUUUUGAAUAAUUGAAGAUCUAGGAAGCUUCUCCCUAACAUUACAUUUCCUGAUUAAUUUACCUACCAUAUUUGAGGGAUAUUCAUUGCUUUCAGCUAUCACUGCUUACGUUUUUCUCAAUAUCAUAUUGAGGUCCGAUUCUAAAUAGCACAUUAUUUACUUUUACAUGAAUAAUUCUGUUCAAAAUUAGUCAGAAACUUUCACAAGAAAUCACCCAUCAAUUUGUAGUUAUGAAAUCAUGGAUGUAGAACUAAAAGUGGAAGUGACAGAAAAUUUUUCAUCAUAUUUGUAAUGUUUCUGUAUUGUUUCAUUAUGAGUGAGUUUCACAACUCUCGUCGACUUAAGUCCCUGAUAUCUUUAGAAGUACAAAUAUUGUAGGAUAUGACCAUGUACGACUCAACUCAGAUGAAAAAUACCCUGUUCAACUCUUUUGAUAUCAAAUUAUACGUCAACAUAUAUUUCUUUCAACAAAUUUUUUUCGUUAAACUGCAUUUUAUUCAGUGUACGAAUUUCUUCAGUUGCUUAUGUUAUUGCUCUGAGUUAUCUUUAUGGGAUAAUAUUUUAGUUAAUUUUGUUUUCCUUGUGAAGAUAAUUUUCAAGUGGAAUCUAAAAAAAUAUAAAUAUCGAUCAAACAAAAAAAAGAGGUUAACAUAAUAAUAAAAACUAAAGUAGACAAGUCAAAUUAAUGUUAUUGUCUUGCACUCAUUACUAGUUUGAACUCUCAUUCCAAUAUUAUUCUUGUUGUUGUUACUUUCUGAAAUUAUUUAAUACAAAUUUCAGAUACAUAUGUUGCUAAUAACAUAGUUUCCUGUAAUAUUCAAAAAUAUCCAGAGCAGAUGUGAGCAAUUUUUGUAGGAGUUCAUUAGAAAAAUAACAUUUUCUCUUAAUUCCCUCCAUUUUCCUAUGACCUACAUGUGUAAAAACUGUUAAUACUAUAUGUACAAAAUAUAUAUUGAUUUUUCUUUCUUUUUUACAGAAAAUUUCAUUCUAACUAGCCAUUUUCUUCAAUUAGAUCUUUAGAAUCACUAUUUUUCUAUCUUCACAAUAGAUUGAAAAAUUUUCUGCGAAAUGGAAGAAGUCAAUUGAAUAUAUGGUACUAGAUAUAUUUCUGUGUAACUAUUCUUGCUAUCUGUAAGAAUCCGAUAUUUCUUGAUGAAUAAUUUUGACAGUUAUACAAAAAUGACAUUAAAAUCUUCCAGAAAUAAAAUAAUUGGCUCUCUUCCUAAAGCUCAGUCAAAUAUUUUGUAAAUCAAAUGAAAUACUUGAAUGAAUCGAAAAAAAAUGUGUAUUCUUAGGGAUCUUCUCCCUGAAAUUGUUCUUUACCUGAGAAGUUGCUUAUCAAUAUCUGUAUAUAUUAAAAUGAAAGUAAAUGAUA
Leptinotarsa decemlineata (Colorado potato beetle) is the source of this 3078-nucleotide messenger RNA. RefSeq names its product transmembrane protein 65. The record is from RefSeq and is a predicted model, not a curated record. Gene Ontology annotation, cellular component: mitochondrion. NCBI's taxonomy places the organism in Eukaryota, Metazoa, Arthropoda, Insecta, Coleoptera, Chrysomelidae.